CAUCCCCAAGCUCUCAUCUCAGGUGAACAAGAGACCUCUUCAAGAGUCAUGCGUGAAUGUAUCUCCGUCCAUGUUGGCCAGGCUGGGGCCCAGAUGGGCAAUGCAUGCUGGGAGCUGUAUUGUCUGGAGCAUGGCAUCCAACCGGACGGGCAGAUGCCCAGUGACAAGACCAUCGGAGGAGGAGACGACUCCUUCAACACCUUCUUCAGCGAGACUGGAGCUGGCAAACAUGUUCCCAGGGCAGUCUUUGUGGACUUGGAGCCCACAGUCAUCGAUGAAGUGCGUACAGGAACCUACCGUCAGCUCUUCCAUCCUGAGCAGCUGAUCACAGGGAAGGAGGAUGCAGCCAACAACUACGCUCGUGGUCACUACACUAUUGGCAAGGAGAUCAUUGACCUGGUUUUGGAUAGGGUUAGAAAACUGGCCGACCAAUGCACUGGACUCCAAGGUUUUCUUAUCUUCCACUCCUUUGGAGGAGGAACCGGUUCUGGGUUCACGUCUCUGCUGAUGGAGCGUCUCUCAGUGGAUUAUGGCAAGAAGUCCAAACUGGAGUUCGCCAUCUAUCCUGCUCCUCAGGUAUCGACUGCAGUCGUGGAACCAUACAACUCCAUUCUGACCACACACACCACCCUGGAGCACUCGGACUGUGCUUUCAUGGUGGACAACGAGGCCAUCUACGAUAUCUGCCGCAGGAACCUGGACAUUGAGCGUCCCACCUACACCAAUCUCAACAGGCUGAUUGGUCAGAUUGUCUCUUCCAUCACAGCCUCGCUGCGCUUUGACGGCGCUCUGAAUGUGGACUUGACAGAGUUUCAGACCAACCUGGUGCCCUACCCGCGCAUCCACUUCCCUCUGGCGACCUAUGCCCCCGUCAUCUCGGCAGAGAAGGCGUACCAUGAGCAGCUGUCUGUCGCAGAGAUCACCAACGCCUGUUUUGAGCCAGCCAAUCAGAUGGUGAAAUGCGACCCUCGCCACGGCAAGUACAUGGCGUGUUGUCUGCUUUACCGCGGUGAUGUGGUCCCUAAAGAUGUCAACUCUGCCAUCGCCACCAUCAAAACCAAGCGCACCAUCCAGUUUGUGGACUGGUGUCCCACCGGCUUCAAGGUGGGCAUCAACUACCAGCCCCCCACUGUGGUUCCUGGGGGAGACCUGGCCAAGGUCCAGAGAGCCGUGUGCAUGCUGAGCAACACCACCGCCAUCGCAGAGGCCUGGGCCCGACUGGACCACAAGUUUGACCUGAUGUAUGCCAAGAGGGCCUUUGUGCACUGGUACGUCGGCGAAGGGAUGGAGGAGGGAGAGUUCUCCGAGGCCAGAGAGGACAUGGCUGCCCUGGAGAAGGACUACGAGGAGGUGGGCACAGACACUAUUGGGGAUGAAGAAGAGGAAGAGGGGGAAGAGUACUAACUGUAAAAGCGAUACUGUAUCAUUAUUUAACAUUCUCAGGCUUUUGUUCUGUCACAUGUGAAGUGAUAGUUUCAAUGUUUCGCUGUUUGACAGAUGGCGUCAUUUGUAACUGUUCAACUGCUGUAAAAGGCAUGU
Messenger RNA from Phycodurus eques (leafy seadragon), 1539 nucleotides. RefSeq names its product tubulin alpha-1A chain-like. Gene Ontology annotation, molecular function: GTP binding; structural constituent of cytoskeleton. The transcript has 4 exons. Gene Ontology annotation, biological process: mitotic cell cycle; microtubule cytoskeleton organization. The coding region runs from base 49 to 1404 and encodes 451 amino acids. The record is from RefSeq and is a predicted model, not a curated record. Gene Ontology annotation, cellular component: microtubule; cytoplasm. NCBI's taxonomy places the organism in Eukaryota, Metazoa, Chordata, Actinopteri, Syngnathiformes, Syngnathidae.